Molecule: messenger RNA, 2346 nt
Organism: Sitodiplosis mosellana (orange wheat blossom midge)
Lineage: Eukaryota; Metazoa; Arthropoda; Insecta; Diptera; Cecidomyiidae
Product: ileal sodium/bile acid cotransporter-like
Exons: 6
Coding region: 681-2024 (447 amino acids)
Cellular component (GO): membrane
Source: RefSeq, a predicted model, not a curated record
AGUCACUAGUUUUAUUGGUGCGUGAUUCGGUUGCGUAGGCUCAAUACCCACAUUCACACACAUACACACGAUGUGUGUACUACAUGGAAUAGCCUAACGUUUUUGCCAAGAAUUGGAAGCUUACACCAGUAUUAGUGAUCAACAGUUUGUUUGUAUGCGUUCCGCACAACUGACAACAGCGUACGAGGGCAUAUUUUUUCGUGUAUUCAUUUCGCUUGUGUAUUAUUCUUCUUGUUGCGCGGCGUUUGUUUUGCUGUAAUCGAAUUCAUUCUACAAUUUUUUUCCAUUGCUGUGUGCAUCGUUCAAACCAACCAACCAAAAAAAAAAAUUGGUCGUGAUAUUACUUUAUAAUUUGUUUCUAUUUUGAAGAUAAACCAGUUUGUUCAGUCCAUUCAAUUGUAACAAUAGCUUUAUUGCACUUGUGAUAAGUUAUCGUCCACCACAGCCAUCGCGUUGUCAUCGUCAUGUAUUCGGUGUUCAUUUGAACGAUCGAUCACUUACAACACACAACGCGUAUAUAUAAAAUUUAAUUACAAUUUUUACUCGCAUUCUUACUGAAAUAUUUAUAGACAAGAGUAACAAGUGUAAGUGGCGGCUGUUGACUUAUUCAAGUGAGUUCGGUGUACAAUCAUCGAUCAUUUUUUUUUCGUCACUCUUUCUCUGACAAUUGCUCAUUAAAUAUGGCAGUAACUUUUAAAGACUACGUUCUAGUAGUUAGCUGCCUUUUCACCGUACUGUUGACAACCACAACAGCAUGGGAGGUAAACUUUGAACCCAAUCCGAUUAAAAUGCACAUGCAGUCAUCGCAAACGGUGAAUUUCACACUCACUGGAUUGAGAGAUGUUGAAGUGGACUAUAUUCAAGACGGUGCUAUAUUUAAUAUAACCAGUGAUUCGGGGAUUUUAAAAGUGAUUGCACAAAGUCAAUAUGAUUUCAAUGAAAUGACAGAUGGUAAUCUCACCGGUUACAUCAAUAUUACGGCGGAUUUUCUGGGCACCGCUAAAAUUUAUGCAAACAUCACAUUCAAAGGGGUUUCACAAAAAUCAAAUGAAUCACUGCAUGUUGUUAUCAUCAGAGAGGAACGGACGAUCGAUCACGUUUUUACCGCUUCAAUUGUGGCAUUGGUGUCGAUAUUGUACAUUAAUUUUGGUGCCGCUUUGGAUUUGGGCAAAGUGAAGGAGAUUUUGGUGCGACCCAUUGGACCGUUGAUUGCAUUCGUUUGCCAGUUUCUGUUCAUGCCAUUGUUGAGCUACGUCUUGGGCAUGAUUCUCUUCCCAAAUAAUGUGGAAAUGCAACUGGGUUUAUUCUUUACCGGAGUCUCGCCAUCUGGAGGUGCUUCGAAUAUUUGGUCUGUAAUUCUGGGCGGAAACUUGGAUCUUUCCAUUUCAAUGACAACGAUUAGCACGUUUUCCGCAUUCGCAAUGAUGCCGAUUUGGAUUUUCACACUCGGUACAACGAUCUUUGACCGCGGCGAAUUGCAGGUUCCAUACAAAAAGAUCGGUAUCAUGGCCGUUGGCCUCAUCGUUCCGCUCAUAAUCGGAUUACUUAUCCAACGAUAUUUGCCGCGUCUUGCCAAAGUACUUGUCCGGAUUCUCAAAACAUGCUCAUCGCUGUUAAUUAUUUUCAUCAUUAUCUUUGCAAUCGUCACCAAUCUAUACCUAUUUGAACUCUUCACGUGGCAAAUCAUUGUAGCCGGGCUUGGAUUACCUUGGAUCGCUUAUAUUGUUGGCUGGACGGUUGCUAAGUGCUUUAAACAGAAACAUGAGGACUGUGUGGCCAUUUCAAUUGAAGCUGGAAUUCAAAAUACCGGCAUUUCGAUCUUCAUUCUUCGACUGGCAUUGGCUCAACCACAAGGUGAUUUAACGACAGUUAUCCCUGUGUCAGUUGCACUGAUGACACCCGUUCCACUUCUAUUCUACUACAUUUACUUGAAAGGAAAAGACCGUUUCAGUAAACAUCGUCGUGGUGCUGUGCCGGUUCCGACAAACCCAUCUGGCGUUGCAUAUUCCGUUGGUGAUAAAUAAUGAUACCGAACACACAUCGCAUAUCGAUAUUUAAGCAAUUAUCGCAAGGAGAUUUUCAUUUUAAUUCGUUACAUUAUUUGCGAAUAGUUUUCAUAUAUUUUUUUCAAAGUUUUUUCCCUUCUCUGACACUGACCACGCAAAAAACAACAUAUCUGAGAUCGUUAAGACUUAUUCUAUUGUGAAAUGAAACGUACAAGAAGUUUACAACAAAUGAAUAACAUAAGAUACUUAUUUUUACGUAAAAAAAAAUCACAUAUUUGAUUUAAUUCGAACAAAGCACGAGCAAUAAACAUCAAUAAUAAUAAAUAAACGUUCAUUCAAA